This is a messenger RNA of Fusarium sp. VM40, 915 nucleotides long. NCBI's taxonomy places the organism in Eukaryota, Fungi, Ascomycota, Sordariomycetes, Hypocreales, Nectriaceae. The record is from the annotation of a GenBank genome assembly.
AUGUCCUUCUCCAGCAUCUUCACUUACUUCGUCCUCGGCUACGCCGCUCUCAUCGUCUUCUUCUACGCCAUGUCCCUCGUCGUACCUCAAGCCGCCUUCGCCGCCCGUGGCCUCGCAUCGUAUAUAGCCCUUCUCAUCGUCGCCGCCUAUGGUGUUUUCGCAUCUAUUUUUCUCACCAUCGUCGGCAAGCAGCAGAUCGCGCAAUGGGCCGUUGGCCGCUCCUUUCGCUAUCUCAUGCUCUACACCACUGGCGUUGAGUUUGUCAUUGAAGACCCGGACAAUGUCCUUGGCACCACGCGACCAGCUAUUUUCGUUGGGAACCACCAGACCGAGCUCGAUGUUCUCAUGCUCGGUACAAUGUUCCCCAAGUACUGCAGUAUAACCGCAAAGGCUUCCCUCAAGAAGAUGCCCUUCCUCGGCUGGUUCAUGUCCCUGAGCGGCUCCAUCUUUAUCGAUCGCAAGAACAGCAAGGAUGCCCGUGAGGCUAUGAAGGGCGCCGCCACCGAGAUCCAGUCCAAGCGACAGAGCGUCUACAUGUUCCCAGAGGGUACUCGAAGUUACGCCAAGGAGCCCAUGUUGCUUCCUUUCAAGAAGGGUGCUUUCCAUCUUGCCGUCCAAGCCGGUGUACCCAUUGUGCCAUGCGUUGUCGCAAACUACAGCCAUGUUCUUUACCCCAAGACUCUCACAUUCAGGGCCGGAAAGAUUCCCGUAAAGAUCCUCAAGCCCAUUCCUACAAAGGACCUGUCUUCUGCCGAUGUCGAAGAGCUCACCAACACAACACGCGAAAUCAUGCUCAACGAGCUCUAUGCCAUUACAGCAAAGGCCCGUGGCCAGCCCAUGGUUAUGUCGGCUUCAAACGUCAAUUCGACAACCGCCAAAAGCUCUGCCAUUGACUCCAAUGGUUCCGCGCAAUGA